GCUCAAGAUUUGUCUUGCUUCGUGGAUACAGAUGAACCUUCUCGUGUAAUUAGUGUCCAGAUGCAACUAGUUACCAUGCAAUGGUUAACAACAAAUCACAAGGCCUUCAGUACUGAUCUGAUCAGUCCGUCGGUAUUGGAGAAGCUGAUCCGUCAGCACUGUCGCCGUGUGGAGCUUUCUCAUCUUCCUGAUAUGUAUGAGCCAAAGGCUGUGGUUCCCCGGACUGCCAAACUAUAUACCAAACAGGAAUAUUCGGAAAAGUUCAUCCUCGUAUUGGAGGGUCGAGCGUUAGUCACAAUUGGGCAGGACGAGAUGAUGUUCGAGGCAGGGCCAUGGUUUGCAUUUGGAACGGAAAUGUUGGAACGUUUGGUGGCCAAACGCGAAUGUGAUUCUCGUGCAUUGGGCGAUGUGGAACAUUCCAGAAACUCUCUCGUCAGUGAUACGUCAAAGAAGCUUGGAUUCAUUCCGGAUUACACAGUGGUUGUGCGUGAUGAAUGUACAUUCCUGGAGAUUACUGCUCAUAGUUGGUUGCUUGCCUGCAAAAGUACACUCAUGAGCCGUGGAGGAAUAAGACCCUCUUUUACGGACGUGGAUGGCCUAGCAUCUGGUGCAACAGCUGACGAGGACUCUCCUUGGGCAACUGUAGAAGAGCAAUCAAAGAGAAGUUCAUUGGUAUCGCCUCAGUCUCAGGGAGUACCAGCUGCCAGGCUGCAUAUGUCAUAG
Haemonchus placei is the source of this 723-nucleotide messenger RNA. NCBI's taxonomy places the organism in Eukaryota, Metazoa, Nematoda, Chromadorea, Rhabditida, Trichostrongylidae. The record is from the annotation of a GenBank genome assembly.